CGCUCUACGCCCCGUAGCCCUGUAGCAGCACGUAGCUCUCGUUGCGAUACUUCUACGAAACUUUUCAGUAUUCAAUCAACUCGAAUAAAUAAACUUCGGGCUUUAUAAAUAUUUUCAAUUGACAUUCCAGUAUGAAAUACAGUUUUUGAGGUUAUCGAAAAAGGUGAAUUUGAAUGGAACAUUGAUACAAGUUGGAAAGUUUUCUAUUAAGGAUUUUAUUGACAGUGUGGUACGCGCUUGCGGCUCGAUGUGCGCCCGUGGGAGAAGGGAGCAUGCUGGUGCACUUCUUGGUACUUAGCACCGCCCUCGCGGCCGCCAACACCGGCAAACACGGAGGUGUGGAUGUGCCAGAGUUUGGCGAGCCAAUCACCAAUCUGACGGUACCUAUAGGCCGCGACGCUACCUUCAAGUGCAUUGUCGUCAAUCUCGGCAAUUUUAGGGUGGGUUGGGUAAAAGCGGACACAAAGGCGAUCCAAGCGAUCCACGAGCACGUGAUCACCCACAACCCUCGCGUCUCCGUCUCUCAUACGGACCACUCCACCUGGUACCUCCACAUCAAGAGCGUACAAGAGGAAGACCGGGGACAAUACAUGUGCCAGAUUAACACAGAUCCUAUGAAAAGUCAAAUGGGCUUCCUAGAGGUGGUGAUACCACCAGAUUUCGUACCUGAGGAGACGUCAGGAGACACCAUGGUGCCUGAAGGAGGUACAGCAAGAGUCUCUUGCAAGGCAAGAGGCAUCCCUCCUCCACGUGUAACGUGGAAGAGAGAAGAUGGACAGGACAUUGUGGUGAGGGACCACGCGGGAGCGAAAACAAAAGUGCUUACAUAUCAAGGCGAAGUGCUCAAGUUGACUAAGAUAUCUCGCUCGGAGAUGGGCACGUACCUCUGCAUUGCCGGCAACGGGGUUCCCCCCACCGUCAGCAAACGGAUCCAUAUUAGCGUACACUUCCACCCGGUGAUUCAAGUGCCGAACCAGCUGGUGGGCGCUCCUCUCGGCACUGACGUCACGCUCGAGUGCUACGUCGAGUCCUCGCCGAAGUCCAUCAACUACUGGGUCAAAGAUCCUGGUGAGCUGAUAAUACCGUCGGAGCAUCACGAGAUGAUCGUCAGGCAGAAAUCCAUGUUUGAAGCCGAGAUGAGUAUGACUAUAAAGAAUAUACGACGGGAAGAUCUAGGAAGCUACAUUUGUGUUGCCAAAAAUUCACUUGGAGAUGUUGAGAGUAAAAUCAGAUUAUACGAAAUCCCUGGCAACGACAGACACGUCUACCACUAUCCAGAAGAAAGGAUAACUGACGAUGACUAUGGAACGGAAUCAUACGAUGAAGAGAAUUCUCCUCACGACAACGAAGUUGAGAAAAGCAACAGAGUACCCGACCGUGCUAACAAAUGGUACGCCAACGAUGGUAAAGCUUCAGUUAUAGAAAACAGAGGCAGCAUGGUAGAUACUACACUUGGUGUAACAAUGGUUGUAAGUUUAUUUCUUACAUGGUUCAGUUUACAACCUUGUCUAUGUAGAAUGUGAGAGAAAAUGGAGUAAAUAUCAGGUAAUCGGGAGGGUCUUCUACGGAGCACAAAUGUUCUUUUAACAAUUGUGUACGCUCAGCCACAUGUUACAUUUUAACACAUACGGUUACUUAUUUUAACGGCAAAUUUAAAAAGCUAUACAUAGGUGUGGCCCACUGUAACAACUCCUACCUGACUUAUUUCAUUUAAAAAAUUCACUUAACAUAUUAUGCUUAUUUGCUAUUUUUUGUAAAAACAAAUCAUAGCAAGCGAGAAAGAGAUAGAAAACAAAUGUUUUCCAAACACAAAUUAGCCCAAUGGCAAUAAUUCA
Hyposmocoma kahamanoa is the source of this 1835-nucleotide messenger RNA. RefSeq names its product lachesin-like. Lineage: Eukaryota; Metazoa; Arthropoda; Insecta; Lepidoptera; Cosmopterigidae. Bases 273 to 1523 code for a protein of 416 amino acids. The record is from RefSeq and is a predicted model, not a curated record. The transcript is spliced from 9 exons. Gene Ontology annotation, cellular component: neuron projection.